Molecule: messenger RNA, 4881 nt
Organism: Gracilinanus agilis (Agile Gracile Mouse Opossum)
Lineage: Eukaryota; Metazoa; Chordata; Mammalia; Didelphimorphia; Didelphidae
Gene: IGDCC3
Product: immunoglobulin superfamily DCC subclass member 3
Exons: 14
Coding region: 1-2568 (855 amino acids)
Biological process (GO): cell-cell adhesion; axon guidance
Cellular component (GO): axon; plasma membrane
Molecular function (GO): protein binding
Source: RefSeq, a predicted model, not a curated record
AUGGCUCCGCCGCGCCCCGCGCUCCUGCGCCCCCGCUUCUGGCUUCUGCUGCUUCGGCUGCUGCUGCUGCAGCUCGUUCUCGGAAGCGACCUAGGUCACUCCACAGAGUUGGCAUUCACUGUGGAACCAAGCGACGAGAUUGUUGUACCUGAGCGGUCCGUAGUGCUGGGCUGCCGAGCAGAAGGUACACCACCCAUCCGGGUCACCUGGAGGAAGAAUGGAGUGGAACUUCCAGAGAGUACCCACGCCCUUGUGCUGGCCAAUGGUUCGCUGCUCCUCCCUAGCUUCCGGCCAGAUAGAGGAACUGGUCUUUCUGACGAGGGAGACUAUGACUGUGUGGCCCAGAAUCGAUUUGGGCUGGUGGUCAGCCGAAAAGCCCGAAUCCAGGCCGCAACCAUGUCGGACUUUCAUGUGCAUCCACAGGCCACGGUGGGUGAGGAGGGUGGAGUGGCCAGAUUCCAGUGCCAGAUCCAUGGGCUGCCCAAGCCCCUUAUCUUGUGGGAGAAGAACCAUAUCCCCAUUGAUACAAGGAAUGACAGGUACACUCUGCUGCCCAAGGGUGUCCUGCAGAUCACUGGGCUUCGGGCCGAGGACAGCGGCAUCUUUCACUGCGUGGCCUCCAAUAUCGCCAGUGUCCGAGUCAGCCGGGGAGCCAGUCUUACCGUGUCAGGCUCCGGCUCCGGUGCCUACAAGGAACCGACAAUUCUCGUGGGGCCUGAGAACCUGACCCUGACUGUGCACCAGACGGCUGUGUUGGAGUGUGUUGCCACAGGCAACCCCCGCCCCAUCGUGUCUUGGAGCCGCCUUGGUGAGCCCCAUUCUCCCACAGCCAUCCCCGAAACCCGGGAGGUCAGUAACCUGAUCCUGUAUGAUGGGAUGUGGCUGGCCGGGCUGGCCAUUGGAUCCUCUGGCUCCCGGACCAAAGGUCCUCGGGCCAGCCUUGGCCCCGCCCCCUACCGUGCCUGCCUCAAAGGGGCAGUGUCUGAUCGCUGGAGCUCGGAGCUCGGAGCUCGCUUGGUGCUGGGGCUACUGGGGGCCGAGGACGGGGCGGGCUUUCCUCCCUCUCUAGCCCUGUUCUCCGGCCUUGCUCCUUUACCCUCGCCACCGUUUUUCAAUCUCUGUGGGACUAUCAUCCUCGCUUCUCAGCCCCGCUCGGAAUCCUCGGCAGCCCCCUCCACCCCUGCAGAAUUCAUCCAGCAUCCCCAGUCCAUCUCUCGCCCAGCUGGAACCACAGCAAUGUUUACCUGCCAGGCCCAGGGGGAGCCACCCCCCCAUGUUACAUGGCUGAAGAAUGGACAGGUCCUGGGCCCUGGAGGCCACGUUCGACUCAGGAACAAUAACAGCACACUGACCAUUUCUGGGAUCGGCCCUGAGGAUGAGGCUAUCUACCAGUGUGUGGCAGAGAACAGUGCUGGCUCCUCCCAGGCCAGUGCCCGGCUGACUGUGCUGUGGGCUGAGGGACUCCCAGGACCUCCCCGAGAUGUACGUGCGGUCUCCGUGUCUGCCACUUCUGUCCGUGUGUCCUGGAGUGAGCCACUGCUAAAUACCAAGGAGAUCAUUGGCUAUGUCCUACACAUCAGGAAGGCAGCAGAUCCUCCUGAGCUAGAAUAUCAAGAGGCUGUUAGCAAAAGCACCUUCCAACAGCUGGUGAGUGACCUGGAACCUUCAACAAGCUAUAGCUUCUAUAUCAAGGCUUACACUCCUCGAGGAGCCAGCUUGGCCUCUGUCCCCACCCUGGCCAGCACUCUGGGAGAGGUUCCUGCCCCACCAGCACUCUCUAUCCGGGUUCUGAGCAGCAACUCUGUCCAGCUACUGUGGGAGCUGCCCCCUAAGCUGACACACCGCGAUGGUGGUUUCAAGCUUUUUUACCGCCCAGCAAGUCAAGCACUCUUCACUGGUCCCAUCGUACUGCCAGGAACUCUCACAGCCUACAACAUCACCCAGCUGGAUCCAACUGAGGUGUACGAGGUAAAGCUCCAGGCCUACAAUCAACACGGAGAUGGCAAUGCCACUGUCCGAUUCGUGUCACUGAGGGGAGCCUCUGAAAGGACAGCACUGAGUCCCCCCUGUGACUGCAGGAAAGAUGAGACGAGCAAUAAGACCUCCGCCACAGGCAUCAUCAUCGGCAUCCACAUCGGAGUCACCUGCAUCAUUUUCUGUGUCCUCUUCCUUAUGUUUGGCUACAGGGGCAGGCUCCUCCAGUGUAAGGAUGUAGAGGACCAACUGUCCCCACCCCAGGGGCCCCGGAGCCAGAGGGACCUAGGUAUUCUGGCUCUGAAUGGAAUGACCCAAGGGGACCGAGGCCAGAUCAAUGGGGAUGAGAAGCAUCUGGAUCUGAAUGAACUAGAACAGUUAUUCCCACUCUCUCUGGGUUCAGGGCAGCAGGGCGCAAGGCUUAUGCUGGAACCUGGAUCGCCCGCACCAUGUGAUGAGACUCAGCUCUCCACCCUCCCACCUGAUGAGCUUAGCAUCCUGGAAGAACAGAUAACUGAGAUGUCCUGUGUGGCUGCAGGCACCCCACCCCAACGGGAUGAAGUGACCAGCCCCAGCCCCACCAAUGAAGAAUAGUUUGCCAAGUCUCCCUAUAUAUCCCCCUAAGAUGUCCCAGCCGGCUGCAUCUGGACAAUGGCUUGGGCUUUGAAUGGUGACUUCUUCAAUCUCAGGUCAAAUGAAAGAUUUCUUCUGUCAAGCUGGGUCUGACCAGAGACUCCAAGAGCAUGCCUUCUGAACUUGUCUGGGCUGGAGGCCACUGCUAAGGUAUAUACCCUUUAUACCUUCAGGUCAUUUAGGCCUGAUCCUCCUAUAAGAGAUGCUUCCAUGGGAGUAAUGGGGAGAGGGAGUCUCCCCUGGCAAUCCUUGUAGCCAGCUCCCUGAUACUCUCAUGACUCAAGAUCAAUUUUCUUAAAAAAAGAAAGAAAAACAAAAACAAAAAAGAGAGAGAGAGAGAAAGAGAGAAAGAGAGAGAGAGAGAGAAAGAAAAGAAGGUGAAUCCUUCCAAAGUGACUCCAAAAAUAUGCUCCUUCUUCCCUCAUCAUCUUUGACCCUGGCCGGGUCCCUCUAAUACUGUUUUUCCCUGAUGGACUCCGUCCCACCCCGGCUAAGUGGCUCUGUUCACUUCCUCUUUUUCUCAGGAUGGUUUUUGGCUGUUUUGACUCUUGACUACAAAGCGUGAGAGGCACCUCAGCACCUACCUCAACCGGAAUGAAUGUCCUUGGGGGAGGGGAAGUCCAAGGACCUACCCCUCCAACCCCAUAGAGCCCUUUAGGCGCUUGGUCCUUGCUCUAUCCUACCUCAGGUCCUGGCUCUGGGCCCCCAAGCUCCAGGGCCUUGUUUAGUCCAGAUAUAAAGAGAAAAAAAGAAAGGAAAAAAAAAAAAAAAAAAAGCACUUCCAGGCGCAAAAGCAAAACUUUCUACCUCAAGGUUCACUCCAGGUCACUUAUUCAUGUCCCUGGACCUCUUUCCUCCUCCUUUGGUCUUCCUUCUCCCCUUUUCUGUCUCCAAUUGAGCCAUCCAUGUUGGAGAUGGUUCCCUGGAUCUGCUGUGAGAGGAGAGGAGAAAGGGUAGAUAGUUACCUAUUCCAUGGAGACCCUGUCCCUUUUUUUUCUCUCAUUCUCCACCUCACUCCUGCCCUUGCAUAAAGACAACUUUAAAAAAAAAAAAAGAAUGAAAAAAGGAAAAAAUAUGGACCUGAAAACCCUGAUGACAAAUGAUCAUUACUCCCCGCAAAAUGAACCACCUCAUACCCUUGAUCUUACCAUCACCUAAUAUCACUCCUAGAUACUCCCUUUUCUCUUCUGUUUAGUCUCCAAACUCUCCCCAUCUACCUCCAUUCCAUUACAAUUUCAUAUCCAUCCUCCCUCCAAAUGUACCUUCCUUGGCCUCUGUUUCAUCCCCUAACCAUCUCAUUUCACUGAACUCUUAUCCCCAUGCCCAAUCCUAGCACCCUCUCUACUUUAUUCCUGCCAGUCUCCCACUGGCCCCGCUCCCAGAGUGGUACGUCUCUCCCAUCUCCAUUUUGCUCCCAUCUAGGCAUGGGCCCCAAGUGAUUGGAGGUGGAUAGAGUAGAUACCCUAGAAUGUACUAUGAUUGUGAUGAGUGUGUAUAUGUGUGUGCGUUAAUGUGUAUGCCCAGGCAAAGACCCCUGGGACGCCAGCUAGGCCUACCCAUCUCACCCUACCACUGGGCUGUUGGCAUGGCCUCCAUUGCCAGAUAUUGGGCUGAAGCUAUUUUUAAAUGAUAGCAUGUUCAAGGUUUGGAUUUUCAUGGCCUGUUUGGGUUUUGUUUGGUUUUGUUUGUGAUUGUUCAACAAACAGAAAUGAGAAGAAACAAAAUAACUAUUUUUGAUUAAGCACAGAAACAUUUUUUUAAAUAGAAAAAAGAAAAAAAAAAGGCAACCCCAUCCCUUUAAAAAUGUACCCCUCAAGUAUGAGCAAUUAGACUCUUAGGGUCCUGCCCUCCAACCUCACCCCUUUCCCUCAUUAGCCAAUUAGGUUAAAGAAUUGUGGCGUUGUUAUAGCAGUAGGGUUGUGUGUCCAUGGGGUUUCAAUGGGUAAAUAAUACAGUGACAAAAGUGCUCCUCUUCUCCCAGGUGCUCUGUUGGCAAGCAGGGGCUCUCAGAGCAUCCUGGUCUCAUUGACCACCAAAGUCAAGGAGACUGGAGGGUUGGGUCCACAUAAGACUGCUUCUUUCAUGACAAAAAUUCUUAUCUUUCCUUCCAUCUCCAAUCCCUGUUUCUACCCUUCCUGGGGUGAUGGAGCAGAAAUAGAGAGUACUGGAGAGGAAACAAGGAGAGAAGGAAGGGGGAGCUGGAGCCCUGGGCUACCUAGGAGUUUCUUGCUGUCUGCUCUGUCUGACUGAAUAAAGUCCUGUUGCCAAAGUGAA